UAACUAUGACGUCAAUCUGCUCAAAUCAGUCAAGUCGACCAGCAACUUGGCAGUCAGUAGUGAGCAGUUAGCCAGUGGUAGUGUGGCAGGCAAGUUAAGCAUAGUUCAGCUCGCGGCUGCGUAAUCAGUACUCCUGAGAUUAUUAAGUUGGUAUUCGCGCGUGACCGCUAAGCGUAACACGAUGCGGCUCGUCAUCAGGAGCCGCUGACAGAUUAUUUAGACAGGAAUAAGUUCAACUCUUUUUCUUUCUCUAUUUGAUUUACAUUUUACAAUCUCGUAAAUUUCGGAUUGCUGGGCAUUCGCGUAUUUCUACACGAAUACGAAAACGAUAUAAGACUCCACCAAUAGAAAUAACUGAGAUAGGAAGCGUGAGAAGCAGUCAGUGAGUAGUUGCCGGCCACAGCGCCGGUGAUGCCUUUUCAUAACAUCAGACACGUUGACACAGUCGCAUUGAACUAUAGCAGUAACGCAAUGGCACCUCUUUCGCCAAAUAUAUCACGGCACUACUUCAAUGGUGCCUCAGACUCGGCGAAUUCUAACUUAAGCAGCACUCCCAAAUUUAGCUCAUACAGAUCCAGCACAAGUGCGACCUCUGUAUCCUCCUUACAUGAGCGUACUGGCUACGGCCACCGACUUACAAGGUUAGCUACCAGCUCUUUGCCAAAUUCGCAGCAGCGUUAUAUGCUAAGUUCAUCGACGAAUCUUGAUUUCAACAAGUGCUCGCCCAAUAUCUAUAUGCACAAAAUCCAACGUACUGCCAGCCAAUCUGAUACGUCAAAUCUGAUUAACAAGAAUGAAAUUGGUACAGACUUUCUUCCAGUGCAACACCGUUUGCGUAUCAAUAACGAAGUAACAAGCAACGGGCACAACAACAAUUCACGAACGCUUGGAAUCGCAUGCCUAAUUGACAAUAACAAUGAUGACGAUGAUGUUAACGGUCGUAGCGCUAACCCGACAGAUGCAGAUGACGUAACUGACAACAAGAACAAGGUCGAACCUUCUUCUUAUGCUAACCCUUCGUUUAACUGCAUGGAACCACUCGAUACUAAGAGCGCAAAUAAGUUCGUAGCACAGGUGCCAACUACAACACAGCUGGCAACAUCAGUGAGUGCAACACUAGAGACGGCUUCAGCAUCUACGAGCGAAUAUGGAUCCACUGGGAAAUCUAAUGUCAAAAAUCGCUUAAAGAAUACAGGAGAUAAUCGGUGCGGUCUUAAUGGCUUACGAAAUAUCGGCAAUACAUGUUUUAUGAACAGCGUAAUACAAUGUCUGAGCAAUACAAGACCUCUGUUGGAAUACUUGCUAAAUGAACAGUACAUGGCUGACAUAAAUACAACGACAUCAAGUAUGAAAGGUGCACUCAUGAAGGCCUUCAGUCAAGUGGUACAGGAACUCUGGGAAAGUGACGGUGAUCGUGUUGUUGACACAUUGUCUCUCAAGUCCCAAAUUCAGAGAUUUGCUCCACGUUUCAUGGGUUAUAGCCAACAAGAUGCCCAGGAAUUCCUUCGAUAUCUACUUGAAGGAUUGCAUGAAGAUGUUAAUCGAGUUACCAUUAAGCCACAGUCAAUUCACACAGAUAUACCCGAUACUUACUCAGAUAGUAUGAAGGCAACAGAAAGUUGGAAACGCUAUCUACGUAAUGAGGAUAGCAUAAUCGUAGAUGUCUUUGUUGGUCAAUUGAGAUCGUCGUUGCGUUGUACCAUCUGUGAUCAUGUCUCUGUCACUUUAGAUCCCUUUUGGGACUUAAGUUUACCAAUACCUUCAAGAAGUGGGACUGUUAAGCUGAAUCUUUGUUUAGAACAUUUUACUAGAGAGGAGGUGCUAGAUGGUGAUGAAAAACCCACUUGUUUUAAAUGUCAGACGAGAAGAAAGUGUACCAAAAGCUUUAGUAUACAAAAAUUUCCAAAAAUCUUAGUUAUUCACUUGAAACGAUUUUCACCAAUGGAAAGAUUUCGUGGCAAGUUGAAUGUUCUAGUGGAUUUUCCAUUAACAACUCUAGACCUUAGUGCCUUCGCAGCGCCUCGUGUUCAAGGCUGCACAUACAAUCUGUAUGGAAUUGCGAAUCACUCAGGCACUACACACUCGGGCCAUUACACAAGUUACUGCAAGCAUCCUUAUUCUGGAGAAUGGCACGAAUACAACGAUAGUAGAGUUACACCCGUUUCGGCGCGUUCAGUCGUCUCGAAUGAGGGUUAUGUCCUCUUUUACGAACAACAACCUCAUAACUCACACUUGUAAUUUUCAAGGAAAAGAAAGUUCCUGCCAUUACUACUACACAUAGGAUUUAAGAAACCAUCUUGUCUUCCUGUCCUUCGUCUCUUUUUUUCUUUGUUGCCACACUCACAUAUUUUUUUUCUUAACAUCCUUGUUU
This is a messenger RNA of Ceratosolen solmsi marchali, 2371 nucleotides long. Its product is annotated as ubiquitin carboxyl-terminal hydrolase 2. The transcript has 7 exons. Lineage: Eukaryota; Metazoa; Arthropoda; Insecta; Hymenoptera; Agaonidae. Gene Ontology annotation, biological process: protein deubiquitination. Bases 412 to 2238 code for a protein of 608 amino acids. The record is from RefSeq and is a predicted model, not a curated record. Gene Ontology annotation, molecular function: cysteine-type deubiquitinase activity.